This is a messenger RNA of Trichoderma harzianum CBS 226.95, 1938 nucleotides long. RefSeq lists its product as hypothetical. The annotation marks the transcript as partial. The transcript has 3 exons. Gene Ontology annotation, molecular function: ATP hydrolysis activity; ABC-type transporter activity; ATP binding. Gene Ontology annotation, cellular component: membrane. The record is from RefSeq and is a predicted model, not a curated record. Gene Ontology annotation, biological process: transmembrane transport. Lineage: Eukaryota; Fungi; Ascomycota; Sordariomycetes; Hypocreales; Hypocreaceae.
GACAAGACCAGGCUGGUUGUCACAAACUCCGCGGUGGUUUGCUCAUAUGCCGAUCAAGUGCUACAGGUUACAGAUGGUCAGCUUCAAGAUAUCAAGGCUUGUAGUCCACAGCUAUUGAGGGGGUUGCCAGACAGUGUACCUAUGGUCGACAAGCCGGAUCUCUCAGUCAAGGUGGCCAGCCUUAGCAUCAGUGCUUCAUCUACUGACGAAGAAGCAAAUAACCUGAGUGACUCAGUCCAAGAGAACCAAAACCUGGAGAAUUCGUCUGUGGACAACAACCAGGAGUCCUCGCUGGGCGACUCAGCUCGGGUGUCCUUUGCAGACUAUAAAAGGUGGUUGGGAAUCGCCCAUAUCUGGCGCUGGAGUCUGAUGGCAUUUUUCACCGGCCUCACAUUUGCCUCCAACAUUAUGUCGACUUACAUGCUCAAGGUGUUUGCCGAUAGGCUCGGCAACGGCUUGGUUAUGCGGGCCUUGGAGAUUUACGCCGCUGCAGGCGUUGUACAGACAUUCAUGUCGUGCCUCUCCUUGCUCUUGGGCUGGUACCUUUGCCUAAAGCCAACAUCACACAAGAUCCACGGUAUGCUAGUUGCGGGCGUUCUGCAAGCCCCCUUAUCCUUUCUCCAGCGUACCCCGACGGGCGAGAUUAUGAACCGCUUCGCCAAUGAUCUCGCACGGCACGAUGGUCCGCUUUUCACUUGCAUAUUCGGCUUCUUGAACUCGUUGCUACGCGUCGUCGCCUCCCUCGGUACUCUCCUAGCUUUUGCACCGUCGUCAGCUGUUGCAGUCGUAGCACUUGGGGCCUUGGGAUGGUGGUUGCAGCGCCGUUGUCUCGGCGUCUUGGUCGAGACAAGACGGCUUGAAACCAGCUCACGAAGUCCCCUAAUCACAAACCCGCAGGAAACUCUGGCCGGGUCCGACAUUAUUCGCAUCUUUGGUCGCCAGACCUACUUUGAGACUAGAAAUUUUACAAGUCUGCGACGUAACUUGACUGCUUAUAUGGCGUUCGUCUCCGUAGAGCUGUGGCUGAUCCUCCGGCUGUCUCUUAUUUGCUCGUUGUUGCAAGGCCUGGCUGCGGCAUUUUUGCUUGUAGGCGGCGUGGAUGCGAGUGCUACUGGUUUCGUCAUGUCAUACAUGCUUCAGUUAGCCACGUCCUUCACUCAGACGGUUCUUCUUCGUACUCAAAUGGAAUGCGAAAUGGUUUCUACACAGCGCAUAUUUUCCUUGAUAGACACAAAGGCGGAGAAGAUGAGCACAAACGAGGUAGAAGUCCUAGAUCGGACCCAAAACGUGGAUGCCUCCUGGCCCUCCCGUGGCACUGUGACGUUCUGCGACUUCAGCGCCAGCUACAGCCACAAUUACCACGACGACGAGAAUGAUUCCAGCGUUGUACUUCGCGACAUCAACCUUGACUUCGCACCAGGCCAAUCAACUGCCAUUGUAGGCCGCACCGGCGCCGGAAAGUCAUCAUUGGCUCUGGCAAUGCUGCGCGUGCUCCAACCCGCCCGUGGCCGUAUCGAGAUUGACGGCACCGAUAUCACGCAAGUUGACUUGGAUGUGCUACGGUCACGCGUAGCCAUCAUCCCUCAGAACUGCGGCGCAUUUGCCGGUACGGUGCGCACCAACCUCGAUUCCAACGGCAUCCACGACGAGUCAGACCUAUUGCGUGUCGUUCGUGACAAGUCUCUUUGCAAGGGGCUUCAAGACGCCACAGGCUGCGCUCGAUUCUCCGGUGUUACAAGGAGGAUUGAGAACGACCGAAUUAUCGUCAUGGACAACGGUGCGGUCGCCGAGAUUGGUUCUCCUAAGCAACUCUUUGAGAAGAACGGCAUAUUUAGGAGCAUGGUUGUUGCUGCUGGGUUGGAGAAUGAGCUCCGUAGUGUGGAAUUGUUGGAAGCGGUGGAAAGUGGGUAGCAAGGCAUUAUAAGAGCAAGAAAUGAG